AUGGCUUUCACGUUCUGGGCCUACGCCAGACAUCCAGUGCUCACUACAGAACUCUGGGCAAAGGGACCGGGAGGAAGCAUCAAGAAAGUCGUGCCCCGAAUCGACCUUGGUGUCUGGCUAACGUACGCGCCGCACUUCGUGCGCAUUCAUGAGGAACUUGGCCUCGCGCUGUACGAGCAUCCCUUUCGAUUUACCUGGAACCAUUACGAGAAGGACCAAGCCCACUUCCAUGACAGCUCCGUGGUUCCCUUCAGAGAGAUUGAUGAAGGGGAGAUUUUGGAACUGAUCGACGGCAUGGGUAUUAAUUUGGGAGACUUCGAGCAGGUCAUCCCGUCCUCUUGGCCCGGAUCGAGGCUGCAAUACCCUGGCUUACCCGGCAUGGCGCCGACACUCCAGAACCAACGCUCGCUUGCUAUGCCAGAUGUGCAUCUCCUUGGGCACCCCGGCUAUCAGGUGAACACGAUGCCUGGCCCUGGCAAACACAAGUCCACCCAGCACCAGCGAAGAGUGUUGGUCCCGAAGCGACUCAUCCCACUCUACAUGGUGGUAUCGAAAGUGACGGUGGCUCAGGGCACUGUUACUUCUGCUGGAGCUGAAGCCCUCGUACUUUACAAAAAGGAGCUGAUUUACCGGUACGGACAGCAGCAAGAGACGCCAUUGCUCUUGACAGCCCCAAAGCUUGUGGUCAAGCGUCCUUUCCAGACCCUGCAAGUCAGCGCCGGACAACUCGACAGUGACGCCAUCCUUUUUCCUGACUCGGACCCCCACCGCAUGUUUAGAGCUUACCGCAAUCAACGCUUUCCAUUCGAGGCCCUGAUUGAUCCGGCUAUGCUGGACGAUAUAAUCAACUGCCACCAACGACGGCUGCAAAUUGCGCGAGAGCGAGGUAUCAGGACAGACCAAUUGGCUGUUUCAAUUAACGGACUUCUGACUUGGACUGGUUCUCACUUUGAUGAGUUGUUCGAAGUAGCUGACUCUGUCGCCCCUAUGGUGCGGAGCCACUACAUCGAGGCCAUGGAACAGCGCAUCCAGCUAGCUACUCGGACCAACGUUCUUUUAUCUACCCUCCUGGUCGGAUACGACUCGAUGCUGUCAUGGGAUAGUAUCUCGAACAAUCUGGUCUCACACCGACAGUCGGAGAACACUUUGAACCAACCACAGGGAUACCGACAGCGGAUCGAUGCCCUUGGAGCUAUCGCCCGCCGUGAGAAAGAGCGGCAGGAAGAUCUUGAGCAGAAUGUUGAGAGUGCAUUCCUUAGACAAGUCGCCGAUUCUGUUAGACUUCCGCUUGCUUCUGUUACCAACGAUCAGGGCAACCAACACAGAGCAGAUGCUCCAACGCAAGCCCGACCAGAUGCUGCAACUCCUGCUGCUCAGUCCCAACCCCGACCAGACUCAGAUGGAGAUGUGGUUAUGACGGAGAACGAAAACUUGAUGGAGAGCAAGGCAUGGGCAAAGGCUGUUCAACGAUUGGAACAGAUGCGACCAGCCUCGGCCACAGUUCCUCCUGCUGACCUGAAGCUCGAGCGGCGUUCCCUGACAGUGGAUGCUAACGUGAAGCUCGAGCGCUGUUCCCCGACAGUGGAUGCAGAACGUGAAGAACAGGGCAGACGUGACCAGGCAGUCCAGAAAAGCCCCAACCAACUCAACCCUCGACCAAUCAAGACAGAGCAGACUGAUUCCAACCAACUCCAGGAUCAACAAGACCCUACUACUCAACGACCUGUUAUAGAAGACCAGUCGUUACAAGUAGACAGUACACGCUUAGAUCCGAGGCCUCAACGCACGCUUCAGCGCAGCCAGGUCAUUGCAGGCGCAGAUGGCAUAGGCUUUGGUGCCCACCGAAACUGGAGCACUCGACAAGUGACUGAUUGGGAAUUGAAUCUGUUCGUGGUGGUGAUUCGCCCCAUCUCCAAGGGACCAACUGGAAAGUCUGGAUUGAGGAAGAUAAUCCAACUCUGGGAUGACCUGGACAGAGUAGAGCGCUUCAAUGCAGUCGAGCUUGGCAAGCGCAUCGGUCUUUACCUGGGAAACCGUGCUCAGCACACCAAGAAGCUCCGAGAGUAUCAGGCACAGGACGACUCGGAACUGGACCUACUGCUCAAACCGUUGACAGCCUUGUUAGGCAUUAGCGGAAUCGACCCCACCCGGCCUGUGGGACAACGAGACUUGGUCACAAACGACGAUCACAUCAGAGUGAUCACCACCUUCAACUAUUCACUGGGUGGCCAGUGCCGACGGAUCCUCGCUAUCAAGGGCCAGCCCCCCCACCGGGACGAACUGAAUAACUUACUCAGUGAGGUCAAAGCUUACCCGUGGGGCCUCUAUCUCAAUAAGCUUACCCUGCUAAUGAACCACUUGCUGGAUGUCGACAUUGAUGACCGACGUUGGUAUGAGGUGUUUGGAACCAACUACAGCGAGUUCUUGGAGCGUAACAAGAACAACUGGGUUUGA
Colletotrichum higginsianum IMI 349063 is the source of this 2454-nucleotide messenger RNA. RefSeq lists its product as uncharacterized. The transcript has a single exon. The coding region runs from base 1 to 2454 and encodes 817 amino acids. Lineage: Eukaryota; Fungi; Ascomycota; Sordariomycetes; Glomerellales; Glomerellaceae. The record is from RefSeq and is a predicted model, not a curated record.